AAACUUUCUUAACUUUCUUAACUGAUUUCUGAUCCAGAAAUGGAAACCAUACGCAACAGGAACCCUCCACGAGUUAAAUAUACGGCUCCCCCGAAAGCCGAUUCCAAUUCGGAACUGAAGUACACCGAGGAUGAGAAGAAGACGAUUACCGAACUGAAGCAGCUCUAUUUGGAGACAAUCACUUUAGAUUGUGCUCUGCAGCGCGAUAUUUAUAACAUGGAGAAGGACUACGAGGUGAAGCACAAUGUCAUCUUCGAUAAGCGCAAGAAGAUCCUGGAUGAAUUUAGGAAGCAAAACUAUGGUGAUUCGGAACCGAAUCAAAGUGUUCCUAACUUUUGGUUAAAGGUGCUCAAGGCCUCUUAUACAGAGUUCAUUAGCAAGAAAGACGAAAAAAUUUUGGAGUGCUUGUGCGACGUACGCUCCAAACUGCACAACAAUCCGGUGGUGAAGUUCGACAUUGAGUUCCACUUUGAUCCCAACGAUUACUUCACCAACACUGUGCUGACCAAGACGUACUUCCUCAACUGCCUGCCGGAUCCGGAUGAUCCACUAUCCUACGACGGCGCCGAGAUCUACAAAUGCGAGGGCUGUAAAAUCGAUUGGAAGCAGGCCAAGGACCGUGGUAAUAAGGGCCCACAUGACCAGCCAUCGUUCUUUGACUUUUUCUCGCCGCCUGUGCUGCCUGACGACACCGAGGAUCCCAAUUACUGCGAUAUCAAUGCCGUACUGCAAAACGACUUUGAACUGGGCUUUUACCUGAAGGAGCGCGUGAUUCCCAAGGCGGUGAUCUUCUUCACCGGCGAGAUAGCCGAUUGUCAGAGUUCCAGCGAAUCGGAACCGGAUACAGAUACCGAUGACGACUCGGAUGCCGAAGAAGAGGAGUCCUCCAAUGGCACCGACAAGUAGACUGCGCACUUUACACUUUUCGUUGUUUUUUUUAGAAUUUAUAUAAAUUUCUAGCAACGACACACCGAACACCCAAACAUUUGUCUGUCCUUACAUGCUAAAGAGCUACCAAAUAAACAUUUCAUUGUACAUACAUAUACCAAA
Drosophila takahashii is the source of this 1050-nucleotide messenger RNA. It is a transcript of the gene mil, whose product is annotated as milkah. Gene Ontology annotation, cellular component: nucleus; chromatin. Gene Ontology annotation, biological process: nucleosome assembly. NCBI's taxonomy places the organism in Eukaryota, Metazoa, Arthropoda, Insecta, Diptera, Drosophilidae. The record is from RefSeq and is a predicted model, not a curated record. Gene Ontology annotation, molecular function: chromatin binding; histone binding.